AUGGCUUUGCAAUUAGGUUUUACUUGGAAUGAAGAGCCAAUAACAUUCAAACAUCAGCCAACUGUUAGCCAACCUAUCGUAAACCAAAAGGAAAUAUUUACUCUUCCAGAACAGCUCGACUUUAAAGCUUCAGAUCCACCAAUGAUUGGAAUCGAAAAACCUCAGCCAAUGAAAUUUUCUAACAAACCGCCAAGUCCUAACUUUCCCUUGUGCGAAUGAACAAAAUAAAUGGAAAAUUAGUCCACUAUGAGCUCAUAAAUGGCUUUAUAUGUAUAUUAUUUUCUGGGUACAGGUCUAGUGGUAGUGCCUUUUUGAUAGUGUGCAUUUUACCGAAGUACUUUUGGUCGACAAUUGGUUGAAACUUUUUGAUAGUGAGACAUUUGACCGAAAAAACCCGUUAAAUUUCACACUAUUUAAAAAUUUUUGACCAAAAGUCUUCUGUGAAAUUAGACUAUUAAAAAUCCACAUGGAGCCUUAUUUUCUUAUUAGAUGUUUAUGCGUUUAUUUUGAAUAUGGUUAAUUCUAUUAAAUUUUGACUAAAAAUAAAUUUUAUUCUUGCUAGUAUGGGGAGUAAGAAACUUAUCCAAUACCAAGGCCUAACAAAGAAAAAAAGCUGAAAUGGUCCUCAAGCUAAUGUUAUAAAGAAGCCAAAGUUUUCGAAUUUUACAAAUCUAUCAAAAGAUAAGCUCAAAUUACUUGGAAAGAAAAAAGAAGUAAAAUCACAUCCAAAAGUUGCUAUAAAACCUCAGUGGAAUGACAACACAGGCACAGCAGGCCUAUUUGAUCCAGUUAUUUCGAAAAAAAUCCCAAUUGAGAUCAAGCAUGCUAUGAAUAAAAAUAAACUAGAUGUUUCCAAAGAAAAGAUUACUCCACCUACUGUUUUUCAGGCUUGAGAUGAGGUCCCAAGAACUCAGUCAAAACCAUCAAAGCCGCCUGCUCAUAAAAAGCAAGUAGAUCCAAUUUUGAGACAAAAAGAAAUUCUAAUAAAAGAAAAUUUGGACAUCAGAUUUUUUGAAGACAACGAAAAUAUCAUAAAAAAACUCGAGCAGGAACUUAAUCAUGAAAAAAAGGCAAGAAGACAGCUUGAUUCUCAAUUUUCUGAAAAAAUGAAAGAACUAGAAAGAUUUAAGGCUUUAGACCAGCAAAUAAAAGUGGCAAAAGAGCAGUAUAUCAAGAAAAACAAGCAGCCAAGCCCAGAAAAUGUCAGAAGCACCUCAGUUGGAAGAGCAACUGAACCACUUGUAAAGAAAAUUCAACCUGGCAUUGUCCAGAAGCCAAACAUAAAGGAAGAUGUAAGACUCAUCAGACCUAAAACUGAGCCUCCAACAUUAAAAAAAGUCACAAGUGAGCAGCUUUUAUCACAAAUCGAUGUUAUGAAAGAGUCUCUUAAUGAGGAUGAAAUAAUUCUUGAUAAAAAUGGAGGGAAUAUGUUUGAAAUUCCUACUCGUGACACAAAUAAAAAUAAGCCAAUGAUUAUAAAACCUCCUAAAGAUUGAAAUAGAGCCAAAUCUACCACUCCUGAGCUGCAUAAUGCUAAGACAAGCACUAAGCAAGAAAGCACGCUGCAAAUAAUUGAGCAAAGCGAGAGCUUUGCAGCUCCAGUUCAGCGUUUUGAGAUAACAGAAGUCAGAUCUAAAAUGGAUCCUUUACUUAAUGAAGAAAUAAAUGGUGACGUUGACGAAAAUGGAUUCUGAGGUGCAGCCAUCCUGAAUAAGCUGAAAACAGGAGCUCUUUUUCUUUUGAAGUAGGCCUUCAGGUUUGGGAAGCCUUGCUUAAUAGGAAAGUUUUGUUUUCCCUUAAGAUUUUCUUAUCCACUCCAGAUGGCUAGACAGGUUUUUGCCAACCACAUGGUUUUUCCUUACCAGACCAUUUUUAGUACUUUCCAGUAGGGAGCUAAUCUCUUGGACAGGUGUUCGGGUCGAAAAUCCAAAUUGGCGGCUUUUGGAGUCAAGAUGGUCUACAGCUAGUGGGUUUGCCCUCUUAUUGCUAGUAUAUAAUAUCACUAAACUUACUAAAUGCAUUAAGCAGUACAAUUACCAGACUAAAUCGCUCAGAAAAAUAUGGUGCUCAUUCAGGGAUUGGCUUAAUCUCUAGAGUGUCAGCUAAAUAUAUUGCUUAUUAUGCAGACUCUCUAACUCUCCCCCCCUCCGUGAGUGAACAAAAAAAUUUUGUUCACUCACGGAGGGGGUUUAAAUUUUAUUUUUUUAAAAAAAUUUAUAUUUAAAUUUUAUAAAAAAUAUUUUUUUUCGAAAUUAAAAAAAUUCCUAAUUCGCAAAAAUUGGAAAGCAAAUAUUAUUUAAUUUAUAAAAUUUAUGUUUUUAAAAAGCAAUUCGUUUAAAAUUAAACAGAAUUAGCUCUAGAUUUCAUUAUACUAAUUAUCAUUUAUAUAUCAAAAUUUUUUUCCAUAAAAAAAUUUUCUAUUAAAAAAAUUUUUGUUCACUCACGGAGGGUGGGUUUUUGGGCGAAAAAUAGCGAUUUUUUUAAUGGUUUUGUUCAUUCACGGAGGGGGGGGGAGUAAGCGAUCUAAUUAUUGAUGAUAUCUUAAUUGAUACUGUUCACGAGCUCCAGUCAAUUGAAAAUAGAGUCUCAAAUAAAAAUAUAAAAGAAUUUAAAUCAGAAUCUGAAAAAUUCGUUGAAGAGCUUGUGAAAGACUUUCAUGAAGAAACCAAAGCACUCCAAGAAAAAUACGCAAAGCCCAUAGAAAAGAGAAAAGAGUUAGUUAAAGAUGCAGAAGAUGAAGUCGAAAUUCUUAUUGAAAAACCAAAAAGAUUUUGGACUAUUAAUGUUGAUGAAAUGAUUAUUAAAUCUAUUAAAAAUUAUAGAAGAGAAAUGAAGAAUUAUUUGGAAAUAUAUGGGGGAGGAAGUGAAGGCAAGCUUUGGGAAAUUUAUGGGUUUAUAGGAGAUGAGUUUGUGGAAGAAGCAGUUGAUAGUGUCUUGAAUGAUUAUUUGGGGGUUUUAGACGAAUUUACUGAUAAAGUGAUAGGACAAGAGUUUAUGUAG
This is a messenger RNA of Blepharisma stoltei, 3000 nucleotides long. The record is from the annotation of a GenBank genome assembly. NCBI's taxonomy places the organism in Eukaryota, Ciliophora, Heterotrichea, Heterotrichida, Blepharismidae.